Messenger RNA from Auanema sp. JU1783, 648 nucleotides. The record is from the annotation of a GenBank genome assembly. NCBI's taxonomy places the organism in Eukaryota, Metazoa, Nematoda, Chromadorea, Rhabditida, Rhabditidae.
AUGGCAGCUGCUGGAAGCGCUCAACAACCUCAGGCUGAUCAAAACUUUGAUUAUAUGUUUAAGUUGCUCAUCAUCGGCAAUUCGUCUGUUGGAAAAACUUCAUUCCUUUUCCGUUAUUGCGAUGAUUCCUUCACCUCAGCCUUUGUUUCUACAGUAGGAAUUGACUUUAAAGUAAAAACCGUUUUCCGUGGUGACAAGCGUGUUAAGCUACAAAUAUGGGAUACCGCUGGACAAGAGCGUUAUCGAACAAUUACAACUGCCUAUUACCGCGGAGCUAUGGGAUUCAUUUUGAUGUAUGAUAUUACCAAUGAAGAAUCUUUCAACGCUGUCCAAGAUUGGUGUACCCAAAUCAAGACAUACAGCUGGGAAAAUGCUCAAGUUGUACUAGUUGGUAACAAAUGUGAUAUGGAUGGUGAAAGAGUUGUCUCUCUUGAGAGAGGACGUCAAUUAGCUGAUCAAUUAGGACUCGAGUUCUUUGAGACAUCAGCCAAGGAAAAUAUAAAUGUGAAGGCUGUUUUCGAGAAGCUUGUUGAAAUAAUUUGUGACAAAAUGGCUGAAAGUCUGGAUAAGGACCAACAACAACCGAAAGGUCAGCGUUUGGAAGCAAAUCCUCAGCAAAAGCCGGCCACUCAGCAAUGCAACUGCUGA